AUGAGCGUCUUGCAACCGGCGAAAUGCCUGUUCUGCAGCUUUACACCCACAAUCAGAGCUGGCACUCGCGUACCAGUUCAACGACAAUUUCAUGCAGCAGCAGCCCUCUAUGCUCGAAAGUCAUCUGUGGCUGGGCCCAUGGUUGCAGCGCCGCCUAAAAAGAUGACCGUGGACGAAAUCGCGAGGAAAGUGAAGCCAUCUAACUUCAAGCCGUACACUGAAAAAGAGCUCGAACAUCUGUCCCAGGAAUAUUCGGAGGAUCAACUCGCAGCUAUCCUCGCAGCUGAGAAAGCCAUUGACCCCAAAGACCUCGCCGAACAAUUCGCCAUUCGAAAGGAUCCCUUUAAGCUGCAUUACCUCGAUGAUUUUUCCACAAUCGAGCCCGUUGUUGACAAGCAUAUUCGCGCCCCAGAGUCGAACUCCGAUUGGCAUGCAACACUCAAAUCCGAAGAUGAUUUCGCAGAGGACUUUGCAAGAUUUUUCUCCGAGAUGCCCGAUAAACCUACAGCUGCUGACUGGGUGCGAUUUACGGAGAACUUGCGCUUGACAAAGGGAAAAGAGGAGAAUGAGCGGAACCCCAGCACUGCGCUCGUACCGGAUCUUUUCGAGGAAGGAGAGACUCUUACCCGGGGACUUUCAGAGGGCGCAGAAGCCACAUCUGGGAAGAAAAAGGGCGACGGCAAUAAAAGCAACGAAGAGAUCACGGAUGCUUUGAGGAGAUUAAUGCAAUCCACUGGAUAUUCUCUGGACAAGAUCAGAAGCCUCAAAGUCAAGACAUUGGUCUCUCACUCAGUCGUAAACCAGACUCGUUUAGGAAAAGUGCGUCGACAAUACUGUCUUUCCGUCGCGGGUAACGGUGAUGGAUUGUUGGGUAUUGGCGAGGCCAAAUCCGAAGAAGCGAGUGACGCGAUGAUGCAGUCGAAAUACCGAGCUAUUCGAAACAUGCAACCUAUUCUUCGUUAUGAGAACCGAACUAUCUUUGGAGAUGUCAAGGGUAAGGUCGGAGCUGUUGAGUUGAAACUCAUGAAUCGUCCUCCAGGCUUUGGUCUCCGCUGCCAACACCUCAUCUACGAAAUGGCUCGUGCAGCCGGUAUCCACGACCUAGCUGCUCGAGUCGAACGAUCUCGCAACCCAAUGAACACCGUCAAAGCAGCCUAUGAGGCAUUGACAGCCCAGAAAGACCCCGAAGAAAUAGCACGUGCUCGUGGAAGGAAGCUUGUCGAUGUACGAAAGGUGUAUUAUGCGGGAAGAGUUUAA
Talaromyces marneffei is the source of this 1257-nucleotide messenger RNA. RefSeq lists its product as uncharacterized. Gene Ontology annotation, cellular component: ribosome. Gene Ontology annotation, molecular function: structural constituent of ribosome; RNA binding. The coding region runs from base 1 to 1257 and encodes 418 amino acids. NCBI's taxonomy places the organism in Eukaryota, Fungi, Ascomycota, Eurotiomycetes, Eurotiales, Trichocomaceae. The transcript is spliced from 2 exons. The record is from RefSeq and is a predicted model, not a curated record. Gene Ontology annotation, biological process: translation.